AUGAGGGCCUAUCUUUGGUGUUGUGUUUUGGUAGCGGCGCUGGCUUAUGUCAGCUGCCGGGAGGUCUCCAGGGCAAAACGGGAUACCGACCUAGAAAGCGCCGCAAGCCAUCACGGAGGAAAAUGGGACAAAGGUGGUGGCCACGAGCAUCACGCGCAUCACCAUCACGAUCAUGGCGAGAAAGGGCACAAAGGCUACAAGGGUCACCACCAUCACGAACACGGCAAAAAAGGCCACCAUCACCACGAAGGCCAUAAAGGACAUCACGACGAACACGGUGGACAUAAGAAACAUCACCAUCACGAUGACGGACACCAUCAUGAGCACCAUCACGGCGAAAAGGGACACAAGGGUCACGGUCACCACGAAGAGGGUCACUACCACAAAGGACACUCCACUAAAGGACAUCACGGUGUACACAAACAUGAUGAAUUCAAGAAAGAGAAACAUUUCCAUGACCAUCAUCAUGAUGGGGGCCAUCAUGAGCACCACGGUGGACAUCAUGAAGAGCAUGGUCACAAGAAGGGUGGAGAAUUCCACAAGGGACACAAACACGGAGGACAUCACCACCACGAACACGGCAAGAAGGGUCACCAUGAAAAGGGAGGACAUCACCACGACCACAAGGACCACCACGAUGAAGGCGGUCAUCAUGAGCAUCAUCAUCAUCACCAUGAUCAUGGAAAGAAGGGAGGUCAUGAAGACCACAAGCACUGGGGUUACAAGAAGGGACAUAAAUAA
Messenger RNA from Leptosia nina, 741 nucleotides. Lineage: Eukaryota; Metazoa; Arthropoda; Insecta; Lepidoptera; Pieridae. The record is from the annotation of a GenBank genome assembly.